AAUAGUAUUUAUGCAGUACAUAGGACUUGAAGCUCUGAAGCUUCUGGGGAAGCUCUACAUAGGAUUUAGGCGGUAUGUAGGUCUUAAAACUAUACACAGGAUUUUUCUUGCAUGAUUGUUACGUAUUGGACUCAUGGCACGUGACUGUCUGAUGAGUUAACAAGUGUUCCUUAUAAAGUGGCCGGCGUGUUUAUAACGCGUGAAGAUUCAUUUUUAAGUUUCCCCGUGUUGCAUAAAACGUAAUAUUGUUGUAUAUAUUUUACUAACGUAUAACAUUGUAUAUAAAUAAUAAGUGAAAGGAAGCAUAGGUCCAUGCAGGAAAUGCUACUUAGCCAAAUUACAGGCCUCGGGCUACAAAGUGCAACAAAUUUAAAACAAGUGUUUUAGGCUUUCUGUGAAGGCAAGUCGCAGUAGCUCGAAUCCGUUCAUCCUGAACUUGUUUAAAUAAAGUAACAUGAUCUGUUUCAUGCCUGAAGGCGGGCUGUUUGUCGCUGUAGCAUUUGGAUGACGUCCACGAGUUAAUAUGACUGUUAUAAACUGUUAUAGAAUCGCCGAAGAGGAAGCACAUGUCUGUUUAGUAGGCUGAAGCCACCGUUUAUUUUGCAGGGCUGAAAAGAAAUAUUGCGAACCGCGCGUGCAGCACACACACAACAGCACGCGCAACGGAAAAACAGGCACUUGUUUCCCUGUGCAGUGGCACGCGCCGGUAAUCGGUGUUGAUCGGCUUGGCUCGGGCUUUGAGCUCAGUGUGUGAGACGCGCUGUGAGUGUCAUGGCCGCCGCCCGCUGCUGACGAGCCGGGUUACACUAUGAGGACGCGCGACAACACGAGUUUAUGAACAUGGAAGUGGAACAGCCAAAGCCAAACUGCCAUACUAAGACUCAAGCCGAUGACAACGACAGAGGCAACUGGCGUAGACGCCUGCGACACAGGAAAUCCUCAGCUUUGCCUCACACUGUGAAAAGUCCCAUCGAAGAGAAGAAAGUCGAUAAAGAAUUGACCCAGGAGUCAUCACAAAAUGAUCAAAAGGAUCACGGAGUAUUAGACAGUGCUAGCAGCAAGCUCACAUUUACUUGUACCGAAUGCAAGGAUGGCACAAGAUUUAGUCCAGAUGCUUUGUUAAAACACUUUAAAAACUUUCAUGGAGGAAAAGGACACCCACCAUCUUUUCUUUGUGACAUAUGCAGUUUUGCUGCUCCUGACUUCACUACCCUGCAACAGCAUUACCUGAAGCACAAACACACUAGGCUCACCGGUGAGACGUGCAAUGGCAAAGGCUUGCAAACACCAACCCGACUCACAAAGCAUUGUAAAACACACAACAAUCAGUAUCAGUGUGAAAAAAGCAAGUUUCCUCCAAAGGAGUUUGCACAUUUUCUACAUAACUCUUGCCCACAAAACACUGUGCCAGCUGUAGACAGCAGUGAAAAGUCAGAACUUAAGCCUGUGAUUGGUGCACUGAAUAGGAAUUUUUUGGCUGAUGAUGCAGUCGAACCCCAAAAAGACGUCCCAUUAAAGAACAUGGCUACUCCCUGCCAGCGAGUGUGGAUCAGAAAGAACUGGUGGAAAAAUAGAGACGUUGCCCCAAAACAACUCUCGCAAAAUAACGACGUUGCCCCUAAACUCACUGCUGUAGACACCAAAUUCCUGAUUCCCAAAUCAGAAAUCCAGUGGACAACUGCAAAAUUUCUGCCUUUCUCAGCUGCAGGUUUGCUUGAUGAAAACGGUGAACUACUACAUCCAACACGGACCUUAGAGGAGACUAAGCAGUUUCUGGAAAGGACAGUUAACUGUGGAAAAAAAUGGCCAGUGACUCUAAAAGGUGAACCAGGACCCUUCCUGUCUGAGCCAAAGAUGAACGAUCUUUCUGGUCUCAUGGAAAAGAACAAUAUUUCAGUUCCACCUGAUUGCACUACAAGGGUUGUUGGGUUCAAAACUGUAGAUGGAAAAAAGCAUCUCGUUCUUAAAGUCAUCCCGUCAGCCAAGCCAGAGGUUUCUUCAGACACAAGGGACGAAAUAAUAAACAGGAUUGAUAAACAGUUAGACCCUCAUAUUGAUAGAGCCAAUGAUCAAAUGUGCAGUGAAACUGGCAACGUUACCACUGCAGAUUCCACAUUCAACGACUAUGAUUCUACCUCAACUUCUCGCCAGGUUAAAAAACAAGGACUCGGUGAAGAUGACCAAGAUACAAUGACAAAUUCACCUCAGGUUGAUAACACUGAACAUGACUGUAGCGAUGACCAAAGUUUGUUCACUUUAGGACCUGAUGCAGGUGCACAUCUCACUCUUUCAGGAAUAGAGCAUGUUUUUAAUGUUGAAAAUCAGACAAAGAAUGAAAAAACAGCACCGUCUAAGGUAAUGCUUAACGCUAAUGACACAAAUGACCUCAGUGGAGAAACUACAAGUGUGUCAGGGGGAGUACAUUCUGUCAGAGUGGCACAUAUCCCAUCUCUGCGAACAAAUAAUCAGGAGAUAACUGACACACCAAAACACACCGACAAUCCAGAAAAAGCCGCAAGAGAUUGUAAAGAAAUGAAUUCUGAGCCUUCCACGGGUCAAGAGGAUAAGAGCCGGGUUGAAGCUUUGUCUUCCAGUAUUUUAUGUGCUUCUGGCAGCAUGGAAGAGGGAAUAAACUCCCAGCUCUUUACCUUGAUGUCUGAAAAAGAAAGAAGCUCUGAAGUGAACAUGAAGAACAUGGACAAAAGGUCAGGGGGAGAAGCCCCUGUAAUACAGUCACCACUCGAUGACUUGAAUGAACAGAAAACGGAGAAAGUUUUAACGUCUCCCAAAACUAAAAAUGGAGUAGAGUCGAACGUUAUUGAUCCACCUGUAGCAUCCCCUGCCAAAAAUACUACCGACACUCUAUUUAUUUCUCCAAGUGAACAUAAUAGUUUGUGUUUGCAAAACAGUGGAGAUGAGAACAUUAACAAUAUAGAUAAUAUCUCCCUAGAUCAGACUCGUACAGUGGAAACUGUAGAGGAAACGUACUUAGCACAGAUAUCACCCGAAGACUUCUGCCAUAAUCCAGACCUGUACCAGACCUUCGAAGAGCUCCCUGUUUCCACAUUAAGCCAUUUGUUUGAUGAUUCUGAUGUCGCACAAAGAGGUAUUACCUCUCAGGGUGAACCAGGUAGCAUGGCUAUGCACUCGACCAAAGCCAUACCAGUAACAGUGAGUAAUGACAAGGCCUCUUCACAGCUACUGCUAAAGACUGAACCUACUACCAACAGGAAGAGACAGCGAGAACCAACCACAAAAGACAAUCAGGGACUCAUCUUGAAAUUUAAAAGACGUCUUGUUCAAAAUUCCCAAGAGUCAUCAGCAUCUAUACCGUACUGGGAACCAGCUCGUCCAGAAAUAGAAAGGACUUUGCGGCUCUUUCCGGUUCGUUCCUCACAGGCUGUAAAAGUACCGCGUCUAAACCAGCCUGUCGUAGUCCUCAAUCACCCAGACACAGAUAUUCCUGAAGUUGCAAACAUUAUGAGAUCAGUUCACAGACACAAAGGGGCUGUGCAAAGGGUUGUCUUAUCUCAGGGAACUCUAAAAGCUCUUUCAGAGCUUAAGCGUGACACAUUCCGUAAUGUACGCACAGGCGACUUGCAGUCGUCUCACUACAGAAGAGUGUGGCCUCCAGGGACAGUUAAAGAAAGGUUCAUCCUUAAUCUGAAGCUGAAAAGGUUAGGUGGGAAUAAGUUUAUGGUGGCAGAUCUAAGCUCUAAUGCUAACCAGAUUCAGUCAAGCUUCAGGUGCUGGUUUUGUGGUCGUCGCUUUAGGAACCAGGAGGUGUGGGUAGGUCAUGGUCAGAGGCAUAUAAUGGAGGCUACACGAGACUGGAACAAGUUAUUCAGCAGUGAAAUGCAGGGUAUAGGUGCAGAUCAACAAUCCUUCAAUUGAUCUAUUAAAUGUGAUAAGCAUUGCUUUGUAGAAGCUGUUUAUUUGUGCAUUGAUGGUUCUAGAAGAUUUUGAGUAUGCUGGAACAAGGUUUAUACAUCUACAGCUCAGGGUUUGUUUGUAGUCUUGUGUUAGGUUGAUGAACCAUCUCAGGGACAGUAGGCCAAAAAAAAAAGCAGAAUUAUUUAUUCUUUUUACUUCGGUGUCAUUGUACAUUAUUAUAAAAGCAAUAUGCAUUAUUUAUACAAGUAACAAGCACUUGUUUAUGAUGUGGUGUGACCAAAACGAAAUAGCAUUGCUGUAGAAUGUAUUGAACUAAUCUAAAAACAGCACAAUCUGUUAUAUGACUCUUUCUGUAGCUUUAAUUGCUCCCGUCUAAUUGGAUGUUGAUUUUUGUUUUGUAUUGGUCAUUCAACUAAAAUCCAUCUUUUUUUUCUUUUUCUUUUUUUUUUGCAUUAAUUUAAU
Tachysurus fulvidraco (yellow catfish) is the source of this 4356-nucleotide messenger RNA. RefSeq names its product zinc finger protein 518A. NCBI's taxonomy places the organism in Eukaryota, Metazoa, Chordata, Actinopteri, Siluriformes, Bagridae. The transcript has 3 exons. Bases 835 to 3894 code for a protein of 1019 amino acids. The record is from RefSeq and is a predicted model, not a curated record.